Messenger RNA from Gregarina niphandrodes, 2784 nucleotides. RefSeq lists its product as hypothetical. Bases 1 to 2784 code for a protein of 927 amino acids. Lineage: Eukaryota; Apicomplexa; Conoidasida; Eugregarinorida; Gregarinidae. The record is from RefSeq and is a predicted model, not a curated record. The transcript is spliced from 3 exons.
AUGUCGCACAAGCUGAAGAGUCUUACGAAGCGGUUCAAGAAAGGGCCACCGACAGCUCCCUCUCCCGAAGCACUUUCCGGUGUGGAGUGGAGCCUAAAAGGUCGUUAUUCUCCACUGCCCACAACAGUUUCGGGCCGGCUGGAAGAAGCUCGCAAGGCGGGGUCUCAGUUACAAUUGCUGAUGGGUGAGCGUCAGGAUGGACGGCCGGGUCAGGAUGGCCGUGCGAGUCGUACGGAGAACGAGAAGGAUUCUUCGAACAGAAACGUGCUGGAAGCAGAUGGACCGCUGCGAGUCAAGUUGCAGUCCCUCUUAGUCCUGCUUCAAAAGGACGCGGCUAAGGCAGUCGACGACCGCCGAAUUUCCGAGUUCUCCAGUAUUAGUCGAGUCGUCGACGACAUACACCUGCUCCUAGACGCCCACGAAAACUGGGCCAAGUGCCAGACGGACAGCGAAGGUGGCCGAAAACGACUGGAUGACAGCGUAGAUGCCGACUCACCCUUGGCGAGAAAUAGCCGAAGACAAGACUCCCGCGGAGGCAGCACAGGUAGUCGCGGCGGCGGGAGCCAUGCCGGCCAGGAGUACGCCAGGCAAGAGUCGAGGCAAGAGUCAAGGCAAGAGUCGAGGCAAGAAUCCAGACAGGAUUCCAGGCAGGAGACUAGGCAAGACGUUAGACAGGAAUCGAGACAGGAGACGAGACAAGAAUCCAGACGGGAUACUAGGUCUCUUCGGGGUUCGCCAGACAGACAUCACUCCCUUCCAUUAAGGCAUGAACCGAAUGGUUUUCGGAGCUCUCCGGAUCCGCUUUUUCUGCGACAUCUCCGAAGGGAUCAACCUUUCCCCGAGACUCUCCGGGACAACCCAUGUAUGGGCAGUGCCACUGGUGCCAAUAGCGUCCGAACACAGGCCGAUCCCUUUCGACACGAGGCCGUGCUUCGUCCAGAUCCUUCGGUCAUCAGGUCUGAGGUUUUGCGACCAGAAGGAUUACGAGGUGAAGGAUUACGGCCAGAAGGAUUACGAGGAGAAGGGUUACGACCAGACGGGUUACGGCCAGACGGGUUACGGCCAGACGGGUUACGGCCAGACGGGUUACGGGCAGAGUCGAUACUGCGCUCGCGCGGCAUAGCUCGACCAGAAGGGGCGACUGGGGUCCGUCCUGAUGUUAGUUUUAGGACGGACCCGAUUAUAUUGCUUGGUGUCGAGGAUGAGGACGGCGCACUCCAAGACCGUGCGGAGACGCCCGGUUUUCGGCCAGAAGGAGGCAGAGCCGUAGAACAAGGUAGCAGCGAACCAGAUGCGUUGCGGAAGGUUGACCGACCACACGUUUUCGGACCGGACUCUCCUCCGCGAACUGCGAGUAUGAUGCGCGACUUGAGUGGUGUGCGCGACUUGAGUGGUGUGCGCGACUUGAGUGGUGUGCGCGACUUGAGCGGUGUGCGCGACUUGAGCGGUGUGCGCGACUUGAGCGGUGUGCGCGACUUGAGCGGUGUGCGCGACUUGAGCGGUGUGCGGGACUUGAGUGGCGAACGGUUAAGUGAACGAUUGGGUGGUGAGCGGAUAGAGAGGAGCGUGCUGGUUGAGCGGGCCAUGUUGUCGCCCAGCGGAGGUCCACGGGAGCUCGGUCCGAGAGAGAUGGGUCACCGGGAGAUUGCGCGGAUGUCGUCGGAUCCGCGGCGUUCACUAGUGGACCCGGUUGAAGGGCGGAAGCGCAACGCGAGCCACAGCAGCAGCACUGCGAGUGUAAUCAGUCCGCAGAUCGGGAAUGACGAGAUAGCGCGACUGCACCAGCGAAUUCAAGACUUAGAAACCAUUGUUCACGUCCAACGAGAGAAGCUGCGGGACUCGGAAGGCGUGGAGCAGCUCCGGCGGCUGUGGGCGAUGGAAAACAAUCGCGCGCAGAAGUUGGCGGAGCAGUUGCGGGAAAUGGAGACGGACCUCUUCCGUAAAGACGUCGUCAUUCGGAAUUUGCAGGACGCACUUCGGCGUUGCCCUCCCGACGACGGAAUUCUCAGCGACCUUGUAACGGCAGAUACCGGAGAGCCUGGCAGAACUGGCGACAUCCGCAGACACCUGUUCUUCGCAGACUCCGGACUCAUUUUUGAACAACAGGGGUCGCUCGAAAUCGGCUGCAAGAUCAGAUCCGACGGAAGCCACCUCAUCACGCGACUCUACCUCGGGAAUCUGAACACGGGAUGCUUAGACGACAUCAACGUCCAGUUCACCGCCCCAAGAGCUCUGACCAUCGUCCACGAAGACUUCCCCACCACCAUUCUUCCCUCUCAACAGGUCGCCAAGAAUGUUACACUCACGUGCCACGCCUUUUUUGCUGGCGCGCCAAUGCUCACCGUAUCCCUGAUGAUGCCGCAUUGUCAACCCAAGACCAUUACCGUGCCUCUGCCGAUUACCAUUGCGAGGUUCUGUCGGCCCGCCAACAUCACGGUGAAGGAGUACAAGCAGCUCACAACCGACAUCAAGUACACCUUAAACGAAGUUUCAGGCAUGUUCGCGGCCGAUCAGCCGCCGCGGAAGUAUCCUCUAGCCAAGUUGAAGGAGAAGAUGUUGUCGGCGGGGAUCUUCGAGUACCUGCCUGUGGCGGAGAACGAGACGGCGAAGCUGGUGUUCGCAACCGAGGCGGUGCUAGAAAACAGUGUCGACAAGUCGGUGGCGAUUUUGACUGUGCAGACUCCGGCACGGGCGCAGGGCCGCGUGUUGCUGGUUGUGCAGUCUAGCUCGAACCUGCUCAGCGAGGGCCUGUUCUAUGCAGUCAAGGCGCACUUGUGUUCCUGA